Messenger RNA from Cajanus cajan (pigeon pea), 1703 nucleotides. NCBI's taxonomy places the organism in Eukaryota, Viridiplantae, Streptophyta, Magnoliopsida, Fabales, Fabaceae. The record is from RefSeq and is a predicted model, not a curated record.
UUUGAUGUGGACGAUCAAUGAUUUUCCAGCCUAUGGGAUGUUAAGUGGUUGGAUGACAAUGGGAAGACUUGCUUGCCCAAUUUGUAUGGAAAAUAAUAGAGGGUUUAGCCUUGCAUGUAGUAAAAAGACAUCAUGGUUUGAUUGCCAUCGUCGAUUCUUACCACAAGAUCAUCCAUAUAGAAGGAAUAAGACUUCAUUUACAAAAGGCAAAGUUGAGGUUCUAACUCCUCCACGAAGGUUGAGUGGUCAAGAAAUAUGGGAAAGGGUUCAACAUCUACCAAGUAUUGAAGAAUCGCAAGAACAAAAUCCAUCAGGCUAUGGGAAAGGGCACAAUUGGACAAAAUGAAGUAUUUUUUGGAAAUUACCAUAUUGGAAGACAAAUCUUCUUCGACAUAAUCUUGAUGUGAUGCACAUUGAGAGAAACGUAUUUCUCAAUAUUUUGUUCACAGUCAUGGAUACCAAAGGAAAAACAAAGGAUACUAUCAAAUCUAGAAAGGACUUGGAAGUUCAUUGUAAGCGUAGAGGUUUAGAACUACAUGUCGGCAAGAAUGGGAACCUUGUAAAGCCAAAGGCACAAUAUACAUUAACCAAACAACAAAGACUAGCUAUUUGUCAAUGGGUUAUAAGUCUCAAGCUUCUAGAUGGUUAUGCUUCCAAUUUGAGUAGGUGUGUUGACUUGAGGGAAGCAAAGUUAUUUGGCAUGAAAAGUCAUGAUUGUCAUGUGUUUAUGCAACGUUUGCUUUCACUAGCAUUCAAAGUGUUGCCUAAGCCAAUAUGGAACACUCUUACUGAGUUUAGUCAAUUCUUUAGAGAAAUUACUUCGUCCCUGCUUUCAGAAGAGAAGUUGUGUGUGUUACAAGAUAACAUUCCAAUCAUAAUGUGCAAACUAGAACAAAUAUUCCCUCCAAGUUUUUUUGACUCAAUGGAACAUCUACCAAUUCAUUUAGCAUAUGAAGCAAGAGUUGGUGGCCCUGUUCAAUAUAGAUGGAUGUAUCCAUUUGAAAGGUUUAUAGGAUCGUUAAAAAAGAAAGUUACAAACCAAGCUUAUGUGGAAGGCUCAAUUUGUAAAGCAUAUUUACUUGAGGAGAUGUCCACAUUUGCAUCAUAUUAUUAUCCUUCCCAUAUUCCAUCAAGGAGAACAAGAGUGUCACGAAAUGAUGACGGUGAACAAUCUUCUUCAUAUCCUCCAUUGUCAAUUUUCAAUUAUCCAUGUCGUCUUUUUGGGAAACGUAUCAAUUCUACCUUGGAAGAGAAGGAAAUGGAAGUUGCACAUUUGUAUGUGCUUUUAAAUUGUCCAGAGGUGGUUCCUUACUUAAAUAUGUACUCGCAUUUGUUACGGGAAUUGAACCCUGAGAUAAAUGAAGCCAACCUAGACAAGGAAAUUUCCAUGAACUUUUCUACUUGGUUUAAAACACAUGUGCUUAACCCUGAUAAUGCAAUUGAUGAUGUGCUUUUAAGGAGUUUGGCAUGGGGCCCUAUUAGAAAAGUCACAAAAUGGCCUAAUUGUGCUAUCAAUGGAUACAAGUUUGUAACUAAAUCCCAAAAUGAGGGAUUGAGUACAACAAACCAUCAUGUUUGUGUGCGAGGAGGCCAAUAUGAAGUAAUGGAAAAUGAUUAUUAUGGAGUGUUAAUUGAUAUUUGUGAAUUGGAGUACACUGGGUGACCUAACAAAAAGUUGGUUUUAUUUAAAUGUGACUGGUUUG